GGCUUGCUGCUACUCUCGCGUUUCUGCCCCCCUUGUCCGCUCCUGGUAACCUUCCCGCUUCUGCGCAGUUUCGACCCGGGACAAAGCCUCACCAGUUCUGGUGCUGUUUGUUCCUUCAGACCAGCAUGUCGGAUUACGACGGAGUCUCCUCUAACGGUGUUGGUGGUGGAGUGAAAAAAGACGCCUUUGCAGACGCCGUGCAGCGAGCCAGACAGAUUGCAGCUAAAAUCGGCGGAGAGACUGCGCCCCCAGUGACAAACAACGGAGGAGCUGAAAGUUAUCCAUUCACUGCGCAGAAACGAUCCCUUGAAGAAGGAGAUGAGCCCGAUGCCAAGAAAGUAGCAUCACAGAGUGAAAGAGAUUCAGCAAUGUCUAUUGGAGCCCAGUUAGCUGCUCUGUCCCAACAAAGUGUACGGUCGUCCACUAUUACAGAAGAGUACACAGUGCCUGAUAACAUGGUCGGCCUCAUCAUCGGACGGGGAGGAGAACAGAUCAACAAAAUCCAGCAUGACUCCGGGUGCAAGGUCCAAAUUGCACACGACGGCAUCAGUCUCCCAGAAAGAAGCAUUUCCCUGACGGGGUCAGCGGAGGCCAUACAGAGGGCCAAAGCUUUUAUAGAUGACAUCGUGUCCAGAGGUCACGAGCCGAGCAAUGGCCAGUCCGGCUCUAUGCAAGAGAUCAUCAUCCCUGCAGGAAAGGCUGGCCUAAUUAUCGGUAAAGGAGGAGAGACGAUCAAACAGCUCCAGGAGCGAGCUGGAGUUAAAAUGAUUCUCGUUCAAGAUGGCUCCCAGCCACCAAACAUAGACAAACCCUUGCGUAUCAUCGGUGAUCCUUACAAAGUGCAGCAAGCGAAGGAGAUGGUUAACGAGAUUCUACGAGAACGGGAUCAUGGCGGUUUCGGAGAAAGGAAUGAUUAUGGCUCAAGGAUGGGAGGGGGCGGCAUUGAUAUAGCUGUACCCCGACAGUCUGUGGGAGUUGUGAUCGGUCGCAGUGGGGAGAUGAUAAAGAAGAUCCAGAGUGAUGCUGGCGUGAAGAUACAGUUUAAACCAGAUGAUGGUACAGGACCUGAAAAGAUUGCCCACAUCAUGGGACCCCCAGACCAGUGUCAGCACGCGGCUUCAAUCAUCACUGACCUGCUGCAGAGUAUCCGUGCCCGAGAUGAAGGCGGGCAGGGGGGCCCUCCAGGUCCUGGUAUGCCUGGGUCGGGAGGCCGAGGUCACGGUGGAGGUCAGGGUAACUGGGGCCCGCCGGGAGGAGAGAUGACCUUCACUCUCCCUGCGCACAAAUGUGGGCUUGUCAUUGGCCGAGGAGGAGAGAACAUCAAGUCCAUCAACCAACAAACCGGGGCGUUCGUGGAGAUUUGUCGUCAAUUGCCGCCGAACGGCGACCCCAACUACAAACUGUUUAUCAUCAGAGGCUCCCCACAGCAGAUUGACCACGCAAAACAGCUUAUUGAAGAGAAGAUUGAGGGUCCACUGUGUCCGCUGGGGGGUGGUGGUCCUGGUCCUGGAGGUCCUGGUGGUCCUGGGGGUCCUGGUGGGCCAAUGGGUCCCUAUAAUCCAAAUCCUUAUAACGCAGGUCCUCCUGCUGCAGCACCGCAUGGAGCUCCUGGUGGUCCUCAGUAUGGUUCUCAAGGCUGGGGGAACCCCUACCAGCAGUGGCAAGCUCCAAAUUCAAACGACCCCAAUAAAGCUGCUGCAGACCCAAAUGCAGCAUGGGCGGCUUACUAUGCCCAAUAUUAUGGACAGCAGCCAGCGGGCGCCGUGGCGCCCCAGCCACAAGCUGCCCCUGUAGCAGCAGCAGGAGACCAGGGCCAAGCAGCGCAGACUUGUGGGGGCCAGCCUGACUAUACGAAAGCUUGGGAGGAAUAUUAUAAGAAGAUGGGCAUGACUCAACCAGCUGGAGGAGCAGCACCCGCUCCAGGCGCCGCCGCAGCAGCAGCAGCCGCCGCCAACCCAGCAGCUGCAGCACCAGGUGGAGCUGACGCUGGUGGCCAGCAGGACUACAGUGCAGCCUGGGCCGAGUAUUACAGACAGCAGGCCGCCUACUAUGGACAGGCAGGACAAGCACCUGGACAGGCAGGUGGUCCACAGCCGGGACAGCAGGUAAUGCACACCUUGAAGGUAGCAAAAUCUUGUAAUGGAUCAACAAUGUAUGUAUAAAUGUGGAAGAAAGAG
This is a messenger RNA of Fundulus heteroclitus (mummichog), 2177 nucleotides long. RefSeq names its product KH-type splicing regulatory protein. Lineage: Eukaryota; Metazoa; Chordata; Actinopteri; Cyprinodontiformes; Fundulidae. Gene Ontology annotation, molecular function: mRNA binding. The transcript has 18 exons. The record is from RefSeq and is a predicted model, not a curated record. The coding region runs from base 126 to 2162 and encodes 678 amino acids. Gene Ontology annotation, cellular component: nucleus; cytoplasm. Gene Ontology annotation, biological process: regulation of DNA-templated transcription.